This is a messenger RNA of Owenia fusiformis, 6421 nucleotides long. The record is from the annotation of a GenBank genome assembly. Lineage: Eukaryota; Metazoa; Annelida; Polychaeta; Sabellida; Oweniidae.
GUGAAACUUGAAAAUCGUGAAAAGUUUAGAAGUUACAAAAUUCAUUAAUUUCAGCAAUCCGCAGACCUUCUCAAUUGAAAUGUAGGUCUUGGGAAUACCAUAAUGUAUAGGGUAAUACGCUGAAACAAGGAUUUAUUGGAUAUACCGUAACAUAACGGAGUAUUUUGAAGAAUAUUGGAGAGCACAGUGAUUGUUUUGAUUUCAACAGCCUGAGCAAGCGGGUCUUGCAAAAACGGCUAAAAAUGGGAUAUAUAACACAAACAAUGGAAUACAAGCAUAUCAGACGGAAAGAUUAUUAUGUGUUAAAUAUAUUUAUUAUAUUUCUGGCGUGCGGGUCACUCCAGAACACUGUAAAAGCUCAGUGUGUAUGUGGUACAGAUUGUGUGACAAACUGUCCUGCAGGAUCCUACUGGGAUGGUUCAAAUUGUCAAACCUGUGAACAAGGACACUAUUGCCCUGGUGGUAGUAGUGCAAGAACUGAAUGUUUAGCAGGGACUUACAAUAGCAAUACUGGUAGUUCAUUGGCUUCUGCAUGUCAGGCAUGCCCUGGGGGUACAUAUAGUGCUUCAAAUGCAGCCACUGUUUGUGACCCUUGUCCUGCAGGAAAGGCAUGCCCUGGAGGGACCUCACUACCAUCAACAUGUGUGGCUGGAACAUCUGCAUCUGGUGGGGCAUCAAGUUGUACCUUGUGCCCUCCCGGAUAUAAAUGUCCCGACCCCACAGUAGUCCCAGAGGCCUGUGCAGACGGCUAUUACACCAGUGGAUCUGGUCAGAGUGUCUGUACCCCAUGUUCAGCAGGUUCUGAAUGUCCCACUAAGACAGCAGAAAGUCAGUGUUCCCCUGGAUAUGCCAGCUCUGCAGCCAGUUUAACAUGUACAGCGUGUACUGCAGGAUACUAUGCAGAGUCAGCAGGUGCUACUAGUUGCCAGCAAUGCCCAGCUGGCUCCAAGUGCCCUACGACUACUGCUAGCCCUACACCAUGUCCUGCUGGAGAGAUAUCUGCUGCUGGUGCUACGUCAUGUACACCUUGUAACUCAAAUGAGGUGACAAAUUCUGCCCCUCAGACAACCUGUUUACAAUGCCCUGCUGGAAAGGCAUGCACUGACCCUACAUUGGCACCCUCAGACUGUACUAGUGGAUACUACUCUCUCCUGGGAGAUGCUGUCUGUACACAGUGUGAGGCUGGCAAAUAUUGCAGUUCUACAUCCACUGUCUCUCAAGAUUGCUCAGCAGGUCAGUACAGUGAAGCUGGGUGGAUAGCCUGUGUGAACUGCCCUGCAGGCUUUAGCUGUGCCGAUGCUGCUUCUAUUCCCGUUCAGUGCACAGGAGGUACUUUCAGCCCAGCAGGAACCAUGACAUGUGAUCCCUGUACUGCUGGGAAUGCAUGUCCUGCAGGGUCAGCCAGUGAGACUGCAUGCACAUCAGGAUACUAUGCACUUGCCGGUGCCUCUAGCUGUACCUUAUGUGAGGCAGGAAAUAUGUGUCCAUCAACAACUGCUUCUACAGCCUGCCCAUCUGGGGAAUAUUCAUUAGCAGGGGCAACAGCUUGUACUCCAUGUCCCGCAGGGUCCACAUGUGCCAAUACAGCAUUGUCUCCAACAUUAUGUAAUCCUGGUUACUAUAACACUGACCCAACAGCCACUACCUGUACAGAAUGCCCAGGGGGAUAUAAAUGCCCUGACCCAACAACCAGCCCUACCGUGUGUCCAACAGGUUACCUCAGCGCACCAGGCUCCACUGAUUGUACUCGCUGUCCAGCUGGAUUUGAAUGCCCUGAUAAUACAGAUCCUGCAAAGAAUGCUGCUUGUGAUCCUGGUACUUUCUCAACUGCUGGUGAGAUGAUAUGUAACCCAUGUCCCGCCGGAUCUUUCUGUAGUUCAACAACGUCUAGGAGAGCUAUAAAUUGCAACCCAGGGACAUAUUCCAUAGAGAACUCUACUGCAUGUACCGUCUGUCCAGCAGGAAAGAUCUGUCCUUAUACUGAUGGUACUGGCAUAGUCGAUUGUCAGCCUGGAGAGUAUUCAGCGGCACGUUCUAUUACAUGUACUAAAUGCCCACCUGGAAAAUACUGUCCUUUCACUAAUAAUGAAGUUCAGUAUGAUUGUCCAUCAGGCACGUAUGCCUUGGAAGGCCAGGAUGCGUGUACUGAAUGCCCACCAGGAUUCUACUGCCCAGAUAAGAAUCAAGCACUUGAGAUUGCAUGCGAAGAUGGAUCAUUCUCUGUUGGUAACAAAUCAUCAUGCACUGUUUGUCCAGCUGGUUACUAUUGUGAAUUCAAAGACUCUGACAGCAGAGUUGCCUGUGAAUCGGGCGAAUAUGCCCUGGAGGGGUCAACUAUCUGUGAAGUAUGUCCUGAGGGGUACCAGUGCCCAAGUACAACUCAGGCUGGGACUAUUUGCAAUCCAGGGUUCUACAGUGAAGGUGGAUCCACAAACUGUACAGGUUGUGAACCUGGGUUUAAGUGUACAACUACUGAAAUCUCAGCUCGUGCUGAGUGUGAUCCAGGGACAUAUUCUACAGGACUUGCUCUGAUCUGCAGCCCAUGUGACGCAGGCUAUAUAUGCCCUAUGGCCUCUACAACUCCUCGUCCAUCUGAUGGACUCUGUAAUCAAGGUGGAUAUUGUGAUGGGAAAACGUUCUCCCCAUGUCCUGCAGGAACUUAUAAUCCAAAUAAUGGCUCAUCGACUGUCGAUGAAUGCUGGCCCUGUCCACCAGGAUAUUAUUGCGAGGGACCAGGGGAGAUCGCAUAUGAGGAUUACCUGUGCCCGGAAGGACAUUACUGUCUCCAAGGAACCACUGUCCGUACACAGUACCCUUGUCCAGGUGGUUCUUACUAUAACCAAACUGGUGCCACCAACGUAGCUUUGUGUAUCCCUUGCCCUGAGGCUAACUACUGUCCCGAGGGGUCUGUUCUACCUCUCGAUUGCCCUGCUGGAUUCUAUUGUACUGGUGGUCAGUCCAGCGCAUUCCAAAAUGCCUGCCCAAUUGGAACGUACAGUAACCAAACUGGUCUAACAACUGGCAACCAGUGUGUAUUCUGUCCGGCUGGAAGUUAUUGUCCUGCGGGAACCCAGGCAGAACCUCGUGUUACUCCAAUACCAUGUGAACCUGGACGCUACAAUCCUGAUGAAAAGGCUGGUCAUCCACUAAACUGUAGGCUUUGUGAUGCGGGUUUCACUUGCCCUAGGGUUGGACAGCACAGUGUUACAGACCCAUGUAUGGAAGGCCACUACUGUCCUAAUGGCACGAUAACUGCAGACCAGUAUCCGUGUCAGCCUGGUACAUUGACUGGGAGAGAUGACUUGACAUCCGCUGAUGAGUGUGACCCUUGCCCUGCUGGCGUCUAUUGUUCCUGGGGGACAGGUGUAACGAUAAAUCCACCCCAGCCAUGUGCCCAGGGGCAUUACUGCCCUGCCCAGACCCCCUCACCUGACCGCUACGAUUGCCCCUCAGGGACCUAUACAUAUGCCUCAAACUUGACAGAUGCAAGCGAGUGUACACCUUGUGAUCCUGGAUACUACUGUGAAGGUGGUCUUAAAGAGGUCUCUGGUAUCUGUGUACGUGGCUACUACUGCCCAGAGGGUACAAAGUUGGCCACAGAGUUUGCUUGUCCAAAUGGGACCUACAAUGAUGAAGAAGGCAAAUCCGCUGUAUCCGACUGUAAAAAUUGUACACAAGGUCAAUAUUGUGAACAUGGUGUGAGCGCCCCAGUGUCAUGUCCUGAAGGUACAUACAUGCCUUAUGGUAUAGAUCCUGCUACUCUAGGGACAACUGAUGUUUACAUAGGCCCAGGUGACCCUGCCAGAAGGAUAUUUGACUGCUUGGAGUGUCCUGGAGGUAAUUUCUGCUUGGGGAAUACAAUAACGCCUGCUGUCUGUAGUAAGGGUUACUACUCUAAACCUGGAAAGAGUGUCUGUGAAAUAUGUGAGAUAGGACAUUACUGUGAUAGUGACACAACAUCUUACACUGAUAUGAUCACCAACAAGCAAUGUCCCUGUGGCUCCAUCUGUGAUUAUGGUCUCAAGGAUGUCAAUGAUGCCAUUCAAUGUCCAGCAGGGCACUACUGUGAACAAGGAGUAAUUGAACCACACAAGUGUCCUGUGGGAACGAUUCGUAGGACAACAGGAGGCUGCAAUGUGACAGCUGACUGUUUGCCAUGUGACGCAGGCUACUACUGUCUGGAAGGCUCUAGCACAACAACAGGGGAGUGUGAAGUGGGCUACUACUGUCCCCAACCCAUUCCUAACCCAUAUGGGGCAAUUCCAGCUGAAAUUGGAUCUUAUGGUGCUAAGCAGGCACAAUGUCCAGCAGGCACAUACACCAAUGUCACAGCUACACCAGACUUAGCUAGUUGUAAUCAAUGCCCCGCAGGCUACUAUUGUGAGAUAGGAACAGGACAGCCUGUAGACUGCCCUGCUGGCUCUUACUGUGUAGCUGGGGUUAGUGUUCCAGUUCCUUGUCCAAUGGGAAGAUAUGGCAAUUCCUCAAAUCUUGGAGCCAUGACUGACUGUAAUGAAUGUGAUCCUGGCCAGUAUUGUGAUGCACCUGGUCUAGUCAGCCCUCGAGGGCCAUGUGAUCCUGGGUUUGUUUGUUAUCUUGGUGCCAAGGAAUCUGGGCCAAUAGAUGGCGUCACUGGAGAACUCUGCCCGGCAGGUGGAUUUUGUGAAUCGGGUUCGUAUUAUGCCAAGCCUUGUCCACAGGGUACAUAUAGUAAUGUGACUGGGGCAGUGAACCAUUAUGACUGCUUUGACUGUGACCCUGGGUACUAUUGUUCCUCAGUGGCCGGGGGUGAGCCGACUGGACAAUGCUGGGGAGGAUACUUCUGUACCGGGGGUGCUAAAACACCUCGGCAAAACAUCACUCAACCUGGUCAUUAUUCCCCCAAUGGUUCUGUAACCCCUAGAGAGUGUGAAACAGGGACAUACCAGCCAUAUGAUCGCCAAUCAGAAUGCAUCAUUUGUGAGCCUGGAUAUUACUGUCCUGAAAAAGCCAUGACAGAUCAUAUCCAUUGUCCUCCAGGGCAAUAUUGCCCAAAUAAUACUGUUGUUCCCCUUGAUUGCCCUCCUGGCACGUACUCUAACAUAACAAAUGCUUAUGAUAUAAGCCAAUGUAAUAACUGCCCACCUGGCCAAUAUUGUGCAAAUCGUGGUGCAACAGAGCCAUCUGGACCAUGUGCUGCGGGCCAUAUCUGCUAUGGGCUUGCCCUCUCCGAUGACCCAGUGUAUAAUGAUAAUCCGAGUGGGAAUAAGACAAUUAUUUUGUAUGGAGAUACAUGUGCAGCUGGUCACUAUUGUGUAGAAGGAACUGCAAAUAUGGAGCCAUGUCCCCGUGGCAUGUACUUACCGGAUUUAGGUGCCACCAAUAUCUCGGAUUGUUUACCGUGUGAUCCUGGGCAAUACUGUGAUGGCAUUGGGCUGAAUGCCACCUCAGGAGACUGUGAUGCUGGCUAUUACUGUGUAGGGGGCGCUUAUCUAAAGGACCCAUCUGAUAAUGCUACCACUGGCGACAUCUGUCCAUUAAACUACUACUGUCCUCAGGGCACUGAAAGUCCAAGGUUGUGUGCUAUAGGAUAUAUGGCUAACUACACUGGCAUGGAGUUAUGUAGUCUCUGUGCAGAAGGGUUUAUAUGUUAUCCUGGACAGACACCACAAGCUUGCCCUGAAGGGUUCUAUUGUCCUGCCAGUACGGUGUUGAAACCAUUGACCGCUCCUACCCCCUGUUUGUCUGGGACCUACAACAACAGAACUGGUCUGGGGGCGGAGUCUGAAUGCACACCAUGUGAUCCUGGAAUGUACUGCUUUGCUGAUGGACUGACACAACCAACUGGCGAAAUUAAUGGAGGAUAUUGGUCACUUGAGGGUAGCGACACUCCAACCCCCAAUACAGAUCUUGACCCCCUCAAGGGAUACUGUCCAAAGGGUUAUUACUGCCCCCCAGGAUCAGUCCAACCUCUACCAUGCCCCGUUGGCACAUACGGAUACCAGAUACAGUAUGCUGACAUCUCUAACUGUGAUGCCUGUCCAGCAGGUUUAUACUGUCCAUAUCAAAACAUGACUGUUGACCCCACCAAACCACUAGACACUGAGCUACCUAAAUGUAGUGCUGGCCAUUACUGUGUUGGGAAGUCAAAUGAACCAAACCCUGUCAACGAAACUCAUGGGGAUGAGUGUCCUACUGGUCAUUUUUGUGUUGAGGGGAGUAGUGCUCCAUCACCAUGUGUCCCAGGUACCUACCAGAACAAUACCCGCCAAGCAUCCUGUAAACCAUGUCCUGCUGGAUAUUACUGCCUCCAGAACACAUCAAUACCAUUUGAGUGUCCCCCAGGCCACUAUUGUCUCGCGGAGGCAGUGGAGCCGUAUACCAACCCAUGUGUGAUAGGCACCUUCAAUAAUCUCACAAUGGCCUCAACUCCAUUUUACUG